Molecule: messenger RNA, 1410 nt
Organism: Austrofundulus limnaeus
Lineage: Eukaryota; Metazoa; Chordata; Actinopteri; Cyprinodontiformes; Rivulidae
Product: MAGUK p55 subfamily member 7
Molecular function (GO): protein binding
Source: RefSeq, a predicted model, not a curated record
UCUGUCUGAAACUGGAUGGAACAGAGCUCGUUCUCUUCAGAACCUCUCAGCGACAGGGAGGAGGACUACAGGUUCCUUCACAGCAUGUUGAUGGAGAAGAAGCUUCAGCUACUUUUUAAGAUCCACGAGCAGCUGAGGCGUUUUGAGAAGCGGAGUCCAGUCGCCGUCCAGAAGCAUGCAGCAAGCUUGGCCUCAGAGAUGGAAGAAGAGCUGCUAGUUCAAGGCAAUAGUGAUGAAGUCAAGGAGCUGCUUGUCCUCGUUUCCAAACCCACUUUUAAGAGUCUCUUGCGUGUCCACGACACUGUGGCUCAAAGAAACUUUGAGCCCACCUUGCCACCCAUACCUGAUGAUGCAAUGGAGGAUGAAGAAGAUUCUGUCAAAAUUGUCAGCCUGGUCAAAACCAAAGAGCCCUUGGGGGCAACAAUUAAGAUGGACAAAUCUACUGGAGCCAUUGUUGUGGCCAGGAUCAUGAGAGGAGGUUCAGCUGAUAAAAGUGACCUCAUCCAUGAAGGAGAUGAGCUGAAGGAGGUUAACGGAGUUUCCCUGAAACACAGAAAACCAAAGGAAAUCCUUCCUCUCAUGGCUUGUUCUCAGGGUGACAUUAAAUUCAAAAUAAUUCCUGGAUCCUCCAACGAAGACAUGCCAUUUAAUAUUAAAAAGUUUUUUGUGCGGGCUCUGUUUGACUACGAUCCUGUGGAUGAUCCAGCCAUCCCAUGCAAGGAUGCUGCCCUUGCCUUUAAAAGGGGCGACAUCCUCCGUGUUGUCAGCAUGAAAGACAACACCUGGUGGCAGGCCUGUUGCCUGGAGAAUGGCAGCGAUCGGGCAGGUCUCAUUCCCUCAAAGCAACUGCAGGGAAGAAGAGUUGCAUUGCAGCGACCCAAAGCCCUGUUCAAGCCUAGGCUGAUCAAAACACCAGAUGAUGAGAAAGAGUUUCCAGUUACAGAGGACGAAGACUAUGGAGCUAUUUCAGGGAUCCACAUUGGGCCAGGUGGCGUUGGCACAACUGAACUAAAGAGAAGGCUAGUGAUCUCCGACCCCGACCAUUAUGGCACCAGUGUGCCAUACACAACACGAGAGAAGAGGAAACAGGAGCGUGAAGGAGUAGAUUAUCAUUUUGUCUCUGUUCAAAAGUUUGAGGAGGACAUUCUGAAUCAGAGGAUUGUAGAAUAUGGUCAGUACAAAGGUCACUACUAUGGAACAAAUCUAGAUGCUGUGCACAGAGUGAUGGCUGAAGGCAAGGUGUGCCUCCUGGAUGUGCACCCUAGUAAAAUAGGCUGUGUGUACUCCUUUGAAUUCAAACCUUACGUGGUGUUUGUGAAACCUCCACGAAUCGAGGAGCUGCGCCUCACCAGGAGGAGAGCUAAAUUUGUAUGUGAUGAAGAAAACACGAACCAAGUCAGAAUCUUUUCA